This is a messenger RNA of Ambispora leptoticha, 753 nucleotides long. NCBI's taxonomy places the organism in Eukaryota, Fungi, Glomeromycota, Glomeromycetes, Archaeosporales, Ambisporaceae. The record is from the annotation of a GenBank genome assembly.
GAGAUUAAACGAGAACAGAUUGACCAGAAAUUACAAGAGAAACUGCGAAAAGAUAAACAAGAAUUGAUGGAGAAAAUGAAACGAGAAGAACAAGAGAAGCGAGAACGAGCCGCGAAAUUACGAAAAGAAGAAGAGGAAAAACGUCAGAGUGAAUUGAAUGUUGGUCAAACCAAAAAAAGAAUCUCGCAAACUUUCUUUGCACCGUCACAGAACCUCGUCUCUAUUACCUUCCUGCAAGACUGUCUUCCGCAGAUGUGGAAACAAUUGCUGAACAGAAACGGCAAUCAUAGCGAAGAAAAAGAUCGAGAGGAUGAGGAAAGUGAAAAGUCUGUAAAGAGAGAGAAACAGAAUAAUAACACGCCUAUUGUUUCUGUUGAUUCAAAACCUACUUUCACAUCAUCAUCAAAAUUAGAAAGUAAAGCUGAAUCAGAGCCAAUGGCAAUUGAAGGAGCAGACAAGGAUACAUCGACUAAUAAUGAUAAAUCCACGGAUGAAACGACUACAGUUAAUCUGUCGUCGUCAAAAGAUGAACCCACCACCAUACAAGAUAAUAAAAAUGAUACUAUUACAAACACUACUACAGCAGGAGAAACGAUAACAAAUGAUCGGACAAAAAGGGAUGAAAAAAAUGACGCCAAAAAAAAAGACAAUGUUAAUGAUGGGGAUGUGGAUCCCCCGAAAAAUGAACAACAUCCAUCUAAUGAGGAUAUAUCGAUGAAGGAGGGUGAGGCUGAUGAAGUUGUAGAAUACUAA